This is a messenger RNA of Molossus molossus (Pallas's mastiff bat), 5506 nucleotides long. RefSeq names its product sperm flagellar 2 (gene SPEF2). Bases 26 to 5506 code for a protein of 1826 amino acids. Lineage: Eukaryota; Metazoa; Chordata; Mammalia; Chiroptera; Molossidae. Gene Ontology annotation, molecular function: protein binding. The record is from RefSeq and is a predicted model, not a curated record. Gene Ontology annotation, cellular component: sperm midpiece; manchette. The transcript has 37 exons. Gene Ontology annotation, biological process: sperm axoneme assembly.
GUGCUGUCGAGGCCCAGGCCCAGCCAUGUCGGCGAUCUUGUGCCAGUGGCUCAACCAAGAGUUGAAGGUGUCGGAGACCGUGAGUCCCAAGUCAUUCGCGAAGGCAUUCUCCAGUGGCUACCUAAUUGGAGAAGUUCUACACAAAUUUGAUCUUCAGGAUGAUUUUUCAGAAUUUUCCGAAAGCAGGGUUUCGAGUGCCAAACUGAACAACUUUUCUCGCCUGGAGCCAACGCUUCACCUGCUGGGCGUGCAGUUCGACCCGACAGUGGCCAACAACAUUAUCACGGAGAAGCCUGGGGCCGCGACGACACUUCUGUACCAGCUGUACACUGCUCUUCAGAAAAAGAAGAAGGCGGGGCUGACGGGGAUGGAAAUGCAGACCAUGCAGCCCAUGACCACCGUGAGGCUUCAGAACAUGAAGAGCGUGGCUUUCCAGGAUAGACUUAGAAAACUGACACCACGGCAAACUGAUUUCAGUCUGAUGCGGGUUUCAGACAGGUUUCAAGAGAAAUAUAUACACACGAAAGAAGAUCUUGUCCGCAUGCAUUUUGAGAAACUUGAAAAAUUUCAAAAAAUCAAGGAAGAACAAAGAUGUUUUAAUAUCGAAAAGCAACGCCUGAGCAGAAGACGGCAAAAUGAAAUUAUGGCCAAAAUCCAAGCGGCCAUCAUACAGAUCCCCAAACCUGCCUCCAGCCGCACUCUGAAGGCCCUCGAGGCCCAGAAGAUGAUGAAAAAGAAAAAAGAGGCAGAGGAUGUGGCCAAUGAGAUUAAGAAGUUUGAAGCGUUACUAAAAAAGGAUCUCCAGGCGAAAGAAAGUGCAUCCAAGACUGCCUUAGAUCCAGCGGGCCAGACAACCGCUGAUUUGUUAAGCACUUACUCAGAUGAUGAAUACAUUAAGAAAAUCCAAAAGCGCCUCAAAGAAGAUGCUUUUGCACGAGAACAAAGGGAGAAAAGGCGGCGGAGACUGUUAAUGGACCAGUUAAUAGCCCAUGAAGCACAAGAGGAGGCCUACCGGGAGGAGCAGCUGAUCAACCGGCUCAUGCGGCUGUCCCAGCAGGAGCGCCGGAUCGCGGUGCAGCUCAUGCACGUCCGGCACGAAAAGGAAGUUUUAUGGCAAAACAGAAUUUUCCGAGAGAAGCAAUAUGAGGAAAGACGACUUAAAGAUUUCCAGGAUGCUCUUGAUCGAGAAGCGGCUUUGGCAAAACAAGCCAAGAUUGAUUUUGAGGAACAAGCCGUCAGAGAGAGGGAGAUUCAUGAACAGAUUGCCGUGGAAAGAGCUCAAGCUCGUUACCAAAAGCAUUAUUUAAUAUGUGCAGAAAUUUUGGAUCAAAUACUUGACUUGUCUGUUAAAGUGGCAGACUAUCGAAUGUUGACGAACAAUCUGAUUCCUUAUAAAUUGAUGCAUGAUUGGAAGGAACUGUUUUUUCAUGGAAAGCCUAUUUAUGAGCAAGCCUCUAUUAAAGAUCUACCAGCUAAGCCUACUGAAGAACAGCUUAGAGAACUGGAGAAAAGGGACUUGCUAGAUAACAGUGAUUAUGAAGAAUACAAGAACAUGGUUGGACAGUGGGCCCUACCAGAAGAAAUGGUUGAUAAUUUACCACCUUCCAACAAUUGCAUAUUGGGCCAUGUGAUUCACAGACUAAUUGAAAAAUCUCUUCCCCUUCAAGUUGAAAAAUCAGUACCUGAAUUACCUUCAUUUGCAAUUAAAGGCUGCUUGUUGGGGAAAACACUAAGUGGAAAAACUACUGCCUUAAAGUCUCUACAAAAAGACUUUCCUAUUCAGAUACUUUCUAUCGACACCCUUCUCCAAGAAGCUAUCCAAGCAUUUAAGGACAAAGAAACAGUCAGUGAGGCCCUUCCAGUUCAGCCUGAAGCCGAAGACAAGGCCACGUCAGCCCCGCACAGUAACGAGAGCCAGGGUCUGCAAAAUAAAAGUUCAGCUGAUCUAGUUUCAGAGGAAGCAUUACCAGAAACAGAAGAUAAAUCUAUACUUAGUACUGAUACCAAUAAAACACCAAAAGCUGACGAAGUCAAACCAAGUGAUAGUUUCUCUAAACUCACUGUCCGUGCUCAACUUGGUGCAAAAUCAGAAAAAUUGCUGAAGAAAGGAAAGAGUGUCCCUGACAUAUUGCUAGUUAGCAUCAUGGUAAAUGCUAUUAAUCAGAUACCUGUGGACCAAGGCUGGGUUCUGGAUGGUUUUCCAAUGACAUUAAACCAAGCAUGGCUUCUGGAGGAAGCACUCACAGGCCGCAGCAGAAACCUUGCGGAACUGGAGAGAGAGAAAGCACAGAAAUUCACCUUGGCCGUUGACCCUACAACUGCCAAAGAAGUGCCCCCUCCCCCUGCCACAUUUGAUUUUGUCCUGUUACUAGAUAUUUCAAAUAAUUCCUCACUGGGUCGCAUGAAUGACAUCAUGGCUGCAGCAUUUUCAACUGAAAGCUCUCACGAAGAUAUCAACCAACGGGUAGCUGCCAGAAGAGAAGAUACAGAUGGUGACCAGAAUUUAAGAGACCAAAUACAGCACAGAAUUAUAGGUUUCUUGGACAACUGGAAUUCAUUGGAGCAGUGGUUUACAGAACCAGAAAAUAUUUUGAUAAAAAUCAGUGCUGAAAUAGAUAAAGAGUCUUUAUGCCAAAAAGUAAAAGAAGUGCUUAUUAAUGAAAUGGUAAAAAAGGAGAACAAAGUCAAAAAGAAAUUAGAAGAAAACGAAGCUGAGAAAAAAGAAGAAGUUUCUCUGGCUGAGUCUCCACCUCUGCCACCUCCCGCCCCUCCUCCUGAACCAGAAAAAGAGAAGGAAACCCAUCCUCUGCAGCACUCAGUAACUCCUCCUGCGAAAGGAAAACCACCAUCAGAGCCCACACAUGGUGUGAAAGAAUCUCAUCAGGAAGGAAAAGGGAAGAAAGGUGAAACUUCACUCAAAAGAAAAACUACAACAGAUAAAGGUUCUCCUAAAGGAAAACACGCAGGAGGAAAAGGGACAGGAAAGAAGUCACCUGCUGAGUCCACAGUCAUGUCACCUACCACAGUCCUGCCACCACCUAAGCCGGGAUCAGAAGAAUGGGUCUACGUGAAUGAACCAAUUCCUGAGGAAAUACCUUCAUUUUUAAUACCUUACUGGGAACUAAUAGAAAAUUCCUACGUAAACUCCAUCAAAACAGUGCUCAGGAACCUGCGAGAAGACCAGCAUGUUGUCAUUGCUUUCUUAUAUGACAUCAGAACAAGUUUCCAGCAGUUUCUAAGGCGGCCAGAUCACAAGCAAGAUUUUGUAUCUCAAUGGCAGGCUGAUUUCAACUCUCUUCCUGAGGACAUGUGGGAUGAUGAGGAAAUCAAGGCGGAAAUACAUGAGAGAGUGAAUGACUUACGAGACCGCCUGUGGGACAUCUGCGAUGCCCGGAAGGAGGAGGCGGAGCAGGAGCGGCUGGACAUCAUUAACAGCAGCUGGCUGCAGGACACCAUCGGGAUAAUGAUGAACAACUUCUUCUCGCUGAUGCAGGCAGAACUGAACCGUUUUCAAGAUACAAGGAGAUUCCUUCAAGAUUAUUACAGGGCAAUGGAAUCCAAAAUCCCCAUAGAUGACAGUAAGAAAUUCACCCGCAUCCCAUUGGUCCAAAUGGAUAAUAAGGACAUUCUGGAAAACCAUCUUAGAAUUCCUCUAGUUUCUCGAGUAUCCAUUUCUCCAGAUUCAGCUGCAUUCAAACCAAAACUAAAAACCAUACAGAAGGGCAAGAUCGAUUAUUCGCUAGAAAAAGUGGAGUUAAACUUUGAGGCAGAUCAGAAGUUGAUAAUGGACACGUGGCAGCAGGCUUCUACCACAAUCACUCACAUGGUGGCUGCUGAAGUUCACCAGAGGCUCCUGGAAGAGGAAAAGGAGAACCAGCCAGCAGAAAUAAAAGACAAGACUCCUCAGACAAAUGUUAAUAAAAAAGUCAAAAAGGAACCACCGCUCCAGAAAAAAACUUCAGGGAACAAAGAGAAAGAUAAAUCAUCACCUUCAGAUAAAUCCUCACCCACUGCCAUGACAUCAGAGGAGAUGGCCGAAAUAGAAAAGAAGAAUGAACUGAGACUCAAAAUAAAGGAAGAACACCUUGCCGCCCUGCAAUUUGAAGAGAUAGCCACCCAGUUCCGACUGGAACUGAUAAAGACAAAAGCGUUGGCUUUCCUUGAAGAUCUAGUAACCAUGAUGGUUGAUGUGUAUAAUCUCAUGGAAAAGUGGCUUGGCGAGAGGUACCUGCUUGAAAUGGCCAGUGUGAAAAAAUUAACUGAGGUAGCUCGCUAUCACAUUGAAACGUCUACAAAAAUCCAGAACGAACUUUACGUCGAUCAAGAAGUCUUCUUCAUUAACGGCGAUAUCAAAGUCUUCCCGGACCCCCCUCCUCCGAUUCGCCCUCCCCCUGUGGAGAAGGAAGAAAAUGGCACCCUGACCAUUGAGCAGCUCGACAGCCUUCGAGAUCAGUUCUCAGACAUAGCACCCAAAGGCAUAAUAGGAAAUAAAGCAUUUACUGACAUUCUUCUUGACUUGGUAACCCUGAAUCUCGGGACAAACAGCCUUCCUAGUAGUUGGAUGCACCUCACUCAACCUGAAUUGCAGGAGCUAACAUCUUUACUGACGGUAAACUCGGAGUUCGUGGACUGGCGGAAAUUCUUGUUAGUGACCUCGCUGCCUUGGCCCAUCCCCCUGGAGGAGGAGCUCCUGGAGACCCUGCAGAGGUUCAAGGCUGUGGACGAGGAGCAGUCGGGCUUGGUCACUUUCAAGCAGUACAUGCAGGCUGGUCUGUGGUUUACAGGGGAUGAAGAUAUAAAAAUUCCAGAAAAUCCUCUUGAACCGCUGCCAUUCAAUCGGCAGGAGCAUCUUAUAGAGUUUUUUUUUAGGCUCUUUGCUGACCCUGAGAAGGACCCACCCCUGCUUGACUACACGCAGAUGCUGCUUUAUUUUGCUUGCCACCCACACCCUGUGGAAGGGGUCUACAGGGCCCUCAGUGUGGCUACUGGGACUCAUAUCUUCCAACCGAUCAAAACCGCUACUCCUCCUGCAGAAGAGACCUACUUCUUCACCGAGGAGAGCCCAGUCCAGGAGUGUCCCGAGACUGAGAACUUCGUGAGCGGGGAACAGGACCUCAGAGAGGAGAGAGAACGGAGAGAGGUGAGGGAGGACAAGGAACAGGAAGUCCCUGAAAAUGCCAACACGGAGAGGAUCUCUGUGGAGACGCUGCUCAAAGUGUUCCAAGGACAAAGCAAAGCACAAGACGCCAACCGCUUCGCCAGCCACCUGAUGACAGAGAACAUUUACGCAGAGAACUUCAUAAAAGUAUUUCAGGACCUGGGUGCCAAGAAUCUGGAGCCAAUGGAAGUCACUGUUCUUUUGAAGCAUCCUUUUAUUCAAGACCUGAUUUCAAGUUAUCCCGCCUAUAAAAUUCCUGAUAUUAAAAUAAUUCUCCAAAGGAAUGAGCAUGUGCAAGGAAGUGAUGAAGAGAGAUCUCCCUCAAGACUUACAGAGGAAAAGAAAUGA